CGAGAAAGGUCCAUGUUCGUCCGUGCCAUGGCAAAAAGGCAUAAGAAUACCAUAAUUUACAGAGGAAACCCUUGAUUGUGGACAAAGUAGCCUAAGUGUAUUAAAAGAGCUUAAGGCAAGAGUGCAUGCCAAAUGUUUGGAUCCUAGUGAAAACUUGUGAUUAUACCAGGCAUUGUCCCUCCCCUAGUAAAGAUUAAUGAAAGCAAAUGGCUGAAUUAAAUCUGAUACUAGCUAGGCUAUUAGGAUCACUAGCCUAUGGAAAUGAUCAUUGAAGUCUCCAGGUUUAGCCAUUGGAAGGAUGCUGUAGCGAAGUUAGGUAUCCUCUUGAAGCAUCGAGUCGCCGACUCCUAGUCUCCAAUAUUAGCGUCCCGGCCUCUUCGUAGCAACCAGUCGUUCGACAAAACAGUAUUUAGAAAACAAUGAGUGGAGGUGUUUAUGGCGGAGAUGAAGUGGGGGCCCUUGUGUUUGAUCCAGGGUACUCCUCACUUAGGGUUGGAUAUGCUGGUGAAGAUUCUCCAAAAUUUGACAUUCCUUCUUGGGUUGGAAUCAGUGAAAACCAGGAGACAAAUGAGAAGAAAUAUUAUGUUGAUACAGUUGCCCUGCAUGUACCUAGGAAAGGAUGUGAAGUGGUAAAUUAUAUGAAGGAAGGAAUGAUUGAAGACUGGGACACCUUUGAAAAAGUUCUUGACUAUUCCUAUGAAAAGUGCAUCAAAAGUGAUUCCCAGUAUCAUCCUGUGCUCUUUUCUGAAGCAACAUGGAAUGCUCGGGGAAAGAGAGAGCGUCUCUGUGAACUAGUUUUCGAAAAAUAUCAGGUACCAGCAUUCUUUUUAGUAAAGUCUGCAGUUUUGGCAGCUUUUGCAAAUGGAAGGUCGACUGGCCUUGUGCUUGAUAGUGGAGCUACUCAUACUUCAGCAAUUCCAGUUCAUGAUGGAUAUGUUCUUCAACAUGCUAUUGUCAAGUCGCCACUAGGUGGUGACUUCCUUUUGAACCAAGCAAACAGUUUUCUGAAAGAGUCUGGAGUAGACAUCAUUCCAUCAUACAUGAUAGCAGACAAACAACUAGUGAAGGAAGGAGACAGGCCUAAGUGGGUUAAGAAAAACAAUCUCCCAGAGGUGACAACUUCUUGGCACAAUUACAUGAAACGAGAGGUAGUGCGAGAUUUUCAGCAGACGAUGCUGCAUUGUUCAGAGAGUCCCUAUGAAGAUGAUGCUAUUAUAAGUAUACCCACUGAGCCUUAUGAAUUUCCAUCUGGCUAUAAUUCCGAAUAUGGUGUUGAACGGUACAAGAUUACAGAGAGCCUGUUUGAUCCAAGCUAUAUAAAGGGUGUUGGAUCCACUAUGCUUGGAAUGUCACCAUGUUUGUCUCUUACUAGCAGAUUGUGUGACAUAGACUUAAGGCCAAGUUUGUAUUCAGGUGUAAUUGUUACCGGUGGAAACUCCUUGUUGAAUGGUUAUGUAGAGAGACUAAAUAGAGAUUUGGCAAGUCGAACACCACCAAAUAUGAGAUUUAAGUUAAUAGCAGCCACAGGAUCAACAGAAAGGAGAUUUGGAUCAUGGAUCGGUGGAUCCAUUUUGGCUUCCCUUGGUUCCUUCCAACAAAUGUGGAUAAGUAAACAAGAAUACGAUGAAUCCGGGAAGUCUCAGGUGGAUCGCAAAUGCCCUUGAGGUAAAAAUCAAAGUGCUGUGAUACUUUGAGGACUAUUAAGCAGUUAAACUGCAGUUUUAUUGAACUGUGUGCAGAUUGACUGCAGUUUUAAUAAAUGUUUUUGUAAUUACGUAUGUGCAUAAGGUGUCCAAGGUACUUGGUGAGAAUGGCAUUCCACAAAAUUUUGAGAAGAAAACCUCAUUAAUUGUAAGUAUGUACCUGUAGUUAUAAGCUCUUUUGAUGUAGGCAAAUCAUACUGGUUUUUCUAUUAUUGAAGUCUUAUAUUGCAACUGUAGGUUCUAUACUGUAUAUUGUGAGGUGGACAAGGUGAUUUUAUUACGAACUGUCAAGACUUGGAAUUCUGUAUAAUAAAUGUGUACCUGAA
This is a messenger RNA of Macrobrachium nipponense, 2029 nucleotides long. RefSeq names its product actin-like protein 6B. Gene Ontology annotation, biological process: nervous system development; chromatin remodeling; regulation of transcription by RNA polymerase II. NCBI's taxonomy places the organism in Eukaryota, Metazoa, Arthropoda, Malacostraca, Decapoda, Palaemonidae. The record is from RefSeq and is a predicted model, not a curated record. Gene Ontology annotation, molecular function: chromatin binding. Gene Ontology annotation, cellular component: NuA4 histone acetyltransferase complex; SWI/SNF complex.